Choloepus didactylus (southern two-toed sloth) is the source of this 459-nucleotide messenger RNA. RefSeq names its product ADP ribosylation factor like GTPase 14 effector protein like (gene ARL14EPL). The record is from RefSeq and is a predicted model, not a curated record. The transcript is spliced from 3 exons. Bases 1 to 459 code for a protein of 152 amino acids. NCBI's taxonomy places the organism in Eukaryota, Metazoa, Chordata, Mammalia, Pilosa, Megalonychidae.
AUGAAUGAACAAUCAGAAAAAAACAAUUCCACUCCAGAGGGACACAAGGAUCGAAAUUCUCCUGAGAAAGACUGUCAAAUUGGACAGAAGCAACUGCAACAAAUAGAGCGGCAGUUAAAAUGUUUGGCAUUUCAAAAUCCUGGACCACAGGUAGCAGACUUCAAUCCUGAAACACGGCAGCAGAAAAAGAAAGCGCGAAUGUCAAAGAUGAAUGAGUAUUUUUCUGUAAAAUACAAAGUUAUGAAGAAGUAUGACAAAAGUGGCAGACUAAUUUGCAACGACAUUGAUCUCUGCGAUUGCUUAGAGAAGAACUGCCUGGGCUGCUUCUACCCCUGCCCCAAGUGUAACUCCAACAAGUGUGGGCCUGAGUGCCGCUGCAACCGACGGUGGGUGUACGAUGCCAUUGUCACAGAAUCUGGAGAGAUUAUCAGUGCCCUGCCAUUUAAUGUUCCUGACUAG